This is a messenger RNA of Dromaius novaehollandiae (emu), 1288 nucleotides long. It is a transcript of the gene CLDN2, whose product is annotated as claudin 2. Gene Ontology annotation, cellular component: bicellular tight junction; plasma membrane. The coding region runs from base 144 to 839 and encodes 231 amino acids. The transcript has 2 exons. Gene Ontology annotation, biological process: bicellular tight junction assembly; calcium-independent cell-cell adhesion. Lineage: Eukaryota; Metazoa; Chordata; Aves; Casuariiformes; Dromaiidae. The record is from RefSeq and is a predicted model, not a curated record. Gene Ontology annotation, molecular function: structural molecule activity.
ACAAAAGCAGCGCCCCCGGGAGCGGGGUGCAGAGGAGCCGCCGGCCGGGCCAUGGGAAGGUAGGCGCGCGCGGGAGAGCUGCCAGCGAGCCGGGCGAGAGGCAGUGGCACCGCGAGCCCCGGGGAGGUGACACGUGCGCCGACAUGGUCUCCACGGGGCUCCAGCUGGUGGGCUACACCGUGGCCUUCCUGGGCUACGUCGGCACGCUGACGACCACGCUGCUGCCCACCUGGAAGAUCAGCUCCUACAUCGGCUCCAGCAUCGUGACGGCCGUGGGCUUCACCAAGGGGCUGUGGAUGGAGUGCGCCACGUACAGCACGGGCAUCACCCAGUGCGACAUCUACAGCUCCCUGCUCAACCUGCCCGCCGACGUCCAGGCGGCCCAGGCCCUGAUGGUGAGCUCCAGCGCCGUCUCCUCCCUCGCCUGCCUCAUCGCCAUCAUGGGCAUGAGGUGCACCAUCUUCAUGCAAGGCUCGCCAGCCAAGGACAGGGUGGCAGUGACGGGCGGCGCGGUCUUUGUGCUCGGGGGGCUGCUCUGCUUCAUCCCCGUGGUCUGGAACAUCCACGUGGUGCUGCGGGAUUUCUACAACCCCCUGCUCCCCGACAGCACCAAGUACGAGAUGGGUGAGGCGCUCUACCUGGGCAUCAUCUCCUCGCUGCUCUCCCUCAUCGGUGGCUUCAUCCUCUGCGCCUCCUGCCCUCCCCGGGACUCGCCAGACACCUACCACAGCACCUACCAGCCCCGGCUGCUGGGGGGCAAGAGCCCCCAGCCCUCCACCAGCCAGACGCAGAAGACCAAGAGCGAGUUCGGCUCCUACAAACUGACGGGAUACGUGUAGGGGGGCCCCGCAGCUGCCCCAACGGCAAGAGAUCCCAGCUGAUUACCCAAGGUGGUGAAAGUCCCCAGAUUCGACUACCGUUACGUGCUUUGGGCAGCGCAGCGCCGUCAGCUCACGGGGAGCACCACUCACCAGCCUCGACGGGAAGAGAAGCAGCAAUGCCACAGCCCGGGCACGGCAGCCGCGCAGCACGGAGACCGCAGCCGCGCGGUGACAGCAGCCUCGGCAAGCGUGCCGGCCCCCGGCCACCUCCGGGGGUGCCCCCAGGGCUAACGCGCGGGGCCACCGUGUGUACCGCGUCGUGGGGCCGAGCGGAGGCAUCGCGGGGCAGCGGGGCGUCCGCGCCGGCCCGCUGCAGGUCAGGAGGCACCAGCCCAGGGUCGGGUGCCGGUUUCAAACCAGUGUUGCAAUAAAGCUGUGUUUCUAGCUGGGCUGUGUCUGAGCUUUCC